AUGCCUUCACCAUCCUCUUGCCUUAUAUGCAGGAUCUGGCUGGCAGAGUAUGCUGAGACUUUACUCCUCCAGUCCUCGCACAGCCCUGUGUAUGUCUACAGCCGGCCCGAGCUCCCCCACUGGACCGCCACACGCCUCAUCCUCCGCCAGCUGGAAGACGACAUGCUGGGCGUGAGCAGCGACAUGGAGAGGAGAAUGCAGCGCCUCCACCAGGCUUACCGCCUCCUGGACAAUGACCCGGACAUGAGGGGGAGCGGACACCCCGACACCCCCCAAGACAAAUCCCCCGCCGAGGGCAAAGACGGGAAGGAGGACUUUCAGCUCUCCCUGGACGUGAGUCCGUUUUCUCCGGAAGAACUGACAGUGAGGACGGAAGGAAGGAGACUGAUCGUGGCGGGAAAAUACGACAAGAAAAGGGAGGCGGAGAACGGCGGCUUCUUCCAGGAAUACAGAGAGUGGCGCAGAGAAGCCGAGCUCCCGCAAGACAUCAAUCCCGAGGAUGUGCUGUGCUCCAUGUCCAAGGACGGGCGACUCCACUUCUGGGCACCUCGCCUGGCACUGCCCGCUGCCAAAGAGAGAGCCAUCCCCAUCACCAUAGAGCAGAGCCCAGGAGACAGUCAGGGGUCCGACCCGGAGAACCAGAACCAUCGGGGACAGCAGGAGCAAGACCUCCCCCAGAACUCCUCCUGAUGACACGGCCGCACUCA
Messenger RNA from Nanorana parkeri, 707 nucleotides. Its product is annotated as heat shock protein 30C-like. Gene Ontology annotation, molecular function: protein folding chaperone. The transcript is spliced from 2 exons. The coding region runs from base 1 to 690 and encodes 229 amino acids. Gene Ontology annotation, biological process: protein refolding; response to heat. NCBI's taxonomy places the organism in Eukaryota, Metazoa, Chordata, Amphibia, Anura, Dicroglossidae. The record is from RefSeq and is a predicted model, not a curated record.